GUUGCCUUUCCCUUUCAAGACGACGAUAAAUUUUUUUGGCAUGUUUGGAGCAAUAGCCCGUAUAAGAUAAUGUAGGUUUAUCGCAUAUUCUACAUGGAGAUUUUAGCAUAUUAUUUGCACCUGAUUUCCAGUGGAGCGAGCAUCCCACCAAGCGAGUGCAAACACGGCCACAAACACUUCCAUCUUUUUUAAUGUGGGGACAGCAUAAAUCAUCAUCUAUGGACGCGGAAAAAACAGUACUCAACAUUCUAACCGGCCGAUGGAUCGAUCCAAACAGAAAGCUAUUCCAGAAGUUGAUUCGUGAAGGCUAUAAAUAUGUUGAUAGACUCUCAGAUUAUUUAGAAGACAUUGGAAUCAUAUAUGUAGGUGAAUUUGAUUUUGAUCCCUUAGCCGACUUCUACUAUCCAGCUUUAAUUCCGCCUUUAUCUGUCUUAGCAAUUAGAGCAGAUAUUCGUGAAAAAUUUAUUAUUAGUGUGGAGUCUGCUAAUCUAAUCCAAAUGAACUAUUCCAUUGAUAACUUGACUACGUUAAUAGGAAUAACUUGGGAGCAAGAAGAGAUGAAAACUUGGAGGAACGGCGUGCUUAUGAAAUUCCUCCAUCAUUCAAAUUUAUCUCCUUCGAAGCAUAGACCGGGUGCAUUAUAUGAUGCAUUUACCAAGACUAGUGUUUUAGGGCCAGAACAUAUAUUGGCUCUAGCGCGAGCAUUUUGCUAAGGCGUGAUUAUGAUAUAAAUAAAUUGUUUAUAGUCCUGGAAUGGCAGUU
This is a messenger RNA of Rhizophagus irregularis DAOM 181602=DAOM 197198, 762 nucleotides long. The record is from RefSeq and is a predicted model, not a curated record. NCBI's taxonomy places the organism in Eukaryota, Fungi, Glomeromycota, Glomeromycetes, Glomerales, Glomeraceae.